Brassica rapa (field mustard) is the source of this 10886-nucleotide messenger RNA. Its product is annotated as E3 ubiquitin-protein ligase UPL1-like. NCBI's taxonomy places the organism in Eukaryota, Viridiplantae, Streptophyta, Magnoliopsida, Brassicales, Brassicaceae. The record is from RefSeq and is a predicted model, not a curated record. Gene Ontology annotation, molecular function: protein binding; ubiquitin protein ligase activity. Gene Ontology annotation, cellular component: cytoplasm. Gene Ontology annotation, biological process: ubiquitin-dependent protein catabolic process; protein polyubiquitination.
AAAAAAGAAAUCAAUUUCAACGCGAACCGUACGGUACGAACCUGCGCGAGCUAAGGUAUCGAUAUCGCUUAAGCUCAGUAACCACUACGGUAGGACUAAUCAAUUUCUCUCCUUCUACUUGGUUCCUUGUCGUCUCUCUGCACACAGAUGGCGACUGGGAGAUCCGCAAGUAUGCCGUCACGGUUGCGGCAGCUUCUUUCCGGCGAAGGCUCCAUCGGCCCCUCUAUUAGGCUCGACGCUGAGCCUCCUCCGGAGAUCAAAUCGUUUAUUGAGAAAGUAAUCCAGAGUCCACUCUCUGAUAUUGCGAUACCUCUCUCUGGCUUUCGCUGGGAGUACAGUAAGGGCAACUUCCAUCACUGGAGACCUCUUUUUCUCCAUUUUGACAAGUACUUCAAGACCUUUUUAUCAACUAGGAAUGACCUUCUCCUCUCUGAUCACAUUUUGGAAGAUGAGGAUCCCUUUCCCAAGUACUCUCUUCUUCAAAUUCUUCGUGUGAUGCAGAUCAUUCUCGAAAAUUGUCCCAACAAAAGUACCUUUGAUGGUUUAGAGCACUUUAAGCUCCUACUUGCCUCCACAGAUCCAGAGGUUCUCAUUGCAGCCCUGGAAACCCUUUCUGCGCUUGUGAAAAUCAGCUCAUCUAAGCUCCACAGGAGCGGAAAGUUGAUUGGAUGUGGUUCCGUAAACAGCUUCCUUCUCUCUAUUGCCCAGGGCUGGGGUAGCAAAGAGGAGGGUCUGGGUUUGUAUUCCUGCGUUGUCGCUAACGAGAGAAACCAGGAAGAAGGUCUCACCAUCUUUCCUUCCGACUUGGAUAAUAAUCACAAGGAAGCUGAUUUUCGGAUUGGUUCUACUGUUUAUUUUGAGUUGCGUGGACACAGUGCCCAGAGUAUACAUCAUGGUACUAGUAGUGCUAGUUCUUCUUCUUCAAGGGUGAUUCAGAUUCCUGAUUUGCACUUGCGGAAAGAGGAUGAUCUUGUGUUAUUGAAGGAGUGUAUAGAGCAUUACAAUGUUCCCCCGGACCUCAGGUUCUCUCUACUGACCCGUGUCCGGUAUGCUCAUGCUUUUCGUUCUUCCAGAAUAUGCCGGAGUUAUAGCAGGAUCUGCCUACUUGCGUUUAUUGUACUUGUUCAGUCCAGUGAUGCUCAAGAAGAACUUGCAUCCUUUUUUGCAAACGAACCUGAGUAUACAAAUGAAUUAAUAAGAAUUGUCAGAUCUGAAGAACCAAUCCCCGGAACCAUUAGAACUCUUGCCAUGCUUGCAUUGGGCGCUCAGUUGGCUGUAUACUCCGCCUCUCAUGAUCGUGCCAGGAUUCUAAGCAGAUCUAGCAUCAGUUUCGCCGUAGGCAACAGAAUGAUUCUGCUUAAUGUGCUUCAGAAAGCCGUUCUGUCUUUGAAGAUUUCUAGUGAUCCAUCAUCUAUUGCUUUUGUUGAGGCGCUACUUCAGUUUUAUUUGCUUCACAUUGUUUCAUCAUCGUCAUCUGGAAGCACUAUAAGGGGCUCUGGCAUGGUUCCCACAUUUCUCCCUCUCUUGGAGUAUACUGAUCCGAGUCACCUGCAUCUUGUGUAUUUGGCUGUUAAAGCACUACAGAAGCUCAUGGAUUAUAGCAGUUCUGCAGUUCCUCUACUCCGGGAUCUUGGGGGAGUAGAACUUUUGUCUCAGAGGUUAGAGUUAGAGGUUCAUCACAUUCUUAAGUUGACUGGAGAGAACAACAGUGAUAUGGUGGUUGGUGAAUCGUUAGAUAUAAAUGGUGAUCAGUUGCUCUCCCGAAAGAGACUCAUCAAGGUUCUUUUGAAGUCUCUUGGUUCUUCUACGUAUACUCCUGGAAAUGCGAAUAGGUCUCAAAGCUCUCAGGAGAGUACCUUGCCUGCCACUUUGUCUUUGAUAUACAGGAAUGCAGAUAAAUUUGGUGGCGAUAUCUAUUACUCAGCUGUGACGGUUAUGAGUGAUUUAAUCCACAAAGACCCCACAUCUCUUACUUCCCUGUUUGAAAUGGGCCUCCCUGAAGCAUUUCUGUCUUCAGUUGUAUCAGGAGUACUUCCUUCUUCCAAGGCUAUUGCAUGCAUUCCAAAUGGCCUCGGUGCAAUAUCUCUUAAUAGCAAAGGUUUGGAGACUGUAAAAGAAACUUCGGCACUGCGCUUCCUUGUUGAUGUAUUUACUUCCAAGAAGUAUGUUCUAGCUAUGAAUGAGGCCAUCGUUCCGUUUACAAAUGCCGUGGAAGAGCUUUUGCGUCAUGUCUCAUCUCUAAGAGCCACUGGUGUUGAAAUAAUCAUUGAAAUUGUGGAUAGAAUUGCAUGCUUUGGAGAGAGUGGUUCUUCAUCAUCCUCUGUAAGUACUGCAAUGGAAAUGGAUUCAGAUGUGAAGAACAUAAAUGGCGUCAGCCAUGAGCAGUUUGUUCAACUCUGCAUCUUUCAUCUGAUAAUUCUGCUCCACAGAACAAUGGAGAAUGCUGAGACUUCUCGUCUCUUUGUGGAGAAGUCUGGCAUUGUGGCGUUACUUAAGCUUCUCUUGCGACCUGGCAUUGCUCAGUCUUCUGAAGGGGUGUCUAUUGCCUUGCACAGCACCAUCGUUUUUAAGAGUUUUACGCAGCAUCACUCUGCUUCUCUUGCUCGGGCCUUUUGCUCUUCUCUUCGUGAUCAGGUGAAGAAAGCUUUAGGAGGACUGCAAGAUCUCUCGGGGACAUUCUUACUUGAUCGAAAACUUUCUCCAAGCUGUGGAAUUUUUUCUUCUCUUUUCCUUGUGGAGUUUCUUCUGUUUCUAGCUGCAUCAAAGGAUAACCGUUGGAUGACUGCAUUGCUUUCGGAGUUUGCAAAUGGAAGCAAGGAUGUUCUGGAGAAUAUAGGCCAGUUGCACCGUGAAAUUCUAUGGCAUAUAGCAGUUUACGAGAGUGGAACGCUGGAAAGUCCAAAUACUUCUCCCGAGUCAGAGCAAACAGAGCUGUCUUCAAAUGGAACGGAAGGACAAAGGUUCAGUUCUUUUAGACAGUUUCUGGAUCCAUUAUUUCAGAGGAGAACGUCAGGAUGGAGCGCAGAAUCGCAAUUCUUUGAUUUAACAAAUCUUUACCGUGAUCUUGGACGUGCAUCGACUGGAUUUCAACCCCGACCAAUCAGUGAUGGUCCCUCUAGUUCAUCAGACGCUUCUGGUAACAGAGAGCUUGAAAGAGAUGGAUCCUAUUAUACAUCAUGCUGUGACAUGGUGAAGUCAUUGUCCUUCCACAUCACAUACAUAUUCCAAGAGUUAGGGAAGGCAAUGCUGCUCCAAUCUCGUCGGAGAGAAGAUACAGUAAAUGUAUCUCCGUCAUCUAAGUUAGUUGCCUCAAGUUUUGCUUCAAUAUCCCUGGAUCACUUGAAUUUUGAAGGCCAUGAGAUUGCAGCUGAGGCAUCAAGGUCAACUAAAUGUCUCUACCUUGGCAAGGUUGUUGACUUCAUCGAUGCUGUCCUUCUUGACAGGCCUGAUUCGUGUAAUCCUGUUCUGAUAAAUUGCUUUUAUGGCCGGGGGGUGAUUCAGACGGUUUUGACAACAUUUGAUGCUACUAGCCAGCUUUUAUUUUCAAUUAAUAGGAGCUACUCAUCUCCGAUGGAGACUGAUGAUGUUAAAGGAAAGCAGGAUGAAAAGGAAGAUACAGAUCAUGCCUGGAUAUAUGGUCCGCUGGCUAGCUACGGGAAGCUCAUGGACCAUUUGGCUACGUCAUCGUUUAUCUUAUCUCCAUCCACAAAACACUUGCUCGUUCAACCAGUAGAAAAUGGGAAUAUUCCAUUUCCACAAGAUGCUGAGACAUUUGUGAAGAUCCUGCAGUCCAUUGUGUUGAAAGCUGUACUUCCGGUUUGGACUCAUCCACUAUUUACGGAAUGUAGUUAUGAUUUCGUCACUGCCCUCAUUUCCAUCAUCAAGCAUGUGUAUUCUGGAGUUGAACUGAAAAGCUUAGCUGGCAGUAGUAGCGCUCGUGUAACAGGUCCACCUCCCAGUGAAACAACCAUUUCAACAAUUGUGGAGAUGGGGUUCUCCAGAUCCAGAGCCGAAGAAGCUUUGAGACAGGUUGGAUCGAACAGUGUUGAGUUAGCCAUGGAAUGGCUGUUUUCCCACCCAGAAGAAAUCCAAGAGGACGAUGAGCUUGCUCGUGCUCUUGCAAUGUCCCUUGGAAAUUCUGAAUCAGAUACAAAGGAGAAUGUUGUAGAUGAAACUCGAGAACAGAUUGAAGCAGAAAUAGUCUCGCUGCCACCAGUUGAAGAGCUUAUAACAACAUGUACGAAGCUUCUGCAGAUGAAAGAGCCCCUUGCUUUUCCUGUUAGAGACUUGCUUGUAUUGAUUUGCUCAGAAAACAAUGGGGAACACCGAUCUGGUGGUAUAUGUUGCCUUCUUAGCCGGAUUAAGGAUUGUUGUCCUGUCUUCGAUGACACAAAGAACAAUCUGCUCUCUGCUCUGUUGCAUGUUCUUGCUUUGAUUCUACACGAAGACGCAGGUUCCCGCGAAGUUGCGCUGAAGGCGGGUACUGUAAGACUUGUGUGCGAUGUACUCUCAAAGUGGGAUUCUGGUAGUAUUGAUAAGGAAAAGUUUAAUGUUCCAAAGUGGGUGACGACAGGGUUUCUUGCCAUUGAUAGGCUGCUACAAGUGGACCAGAAAUUAAAUACUGAGCUUAUAGAGGAGUUGCAAAAAGGUGAGACAUCUCUGGCCAUUGAUGAGAGCAAACAAGACAAGCUGCAAUCUGUUUUUGGCUCUCCACAGCUUGUUGAUGCUGACGAUCAGAAGAAGUUGAUUGAGAUUGCUUGUACAUGUAUCCGGAAUCAGCUUCCUUCUGAAACUAUGCAUGCUGUUUUACAACUGUGUUCUACAUUGACAAGGAAGCAUUCUGUUGCUGUCUGCUUUCUUGAUUUUGGAGGUGUGCAAGGACUGCUUUCUCUGCCGAGUAAUAGUCUUUUUCCAGGGUUUGACUCAGUUGCUGCUAGUAUCAUCCGUCAUGUUCUUGAAGAUCCCCAAACGCUUCAGCAAGUCAUGGAAUCUGAGAUAAAACAUGCACUUGCAACACUUUCCAACAGGCACUCAAAUCAGAGAAUCUCUCCACGCAAUUUUUUGUUGCAUGUGAAUUCUGUAAUUGCUCGGGAUCCAGUCACUUUUAUCCAGGCCGCUCGUUCUAUAUGCCAAGUAGAGAUGGUUGGUGAAAGACCUUACAUCGUGUUAGUCAAAGAAAAAGAGAAAUCAAAAGACAAAGAGAAGGAUAAGGAUAAGGACAGAGCUGACAAAGAGAAAUCUCAGACUUCUAAUGAAGUUGCAACUACCACUCCCCCUGGGAGCACCAAGGCUAAAGUUUACCGGAAACCUCCUCAGUCGUUCAUUGGUGUUGUUGAGCUGCUUCUGGAUUCUCUCUGUAAUUUCGUUCCUCCUCCAAAAGAUGACAUGGUUGAAGGUGAUUCUACUUCAGCAGACAUGGAUAUUGAUCAUGCCUCUACUAAGGGAAAAGGCAAAGCGGUUGCUACUACACCUGCAGAAAAGAAAGCUAUUUCACAGGGCAUGUCAGCUUCAUUGGCUAAAAUUGUUUUCAUUCUGAAGCUUUUGAGUGAGAUGCUGUUAAUGUAUUCUUCGUCAAUCCAUAUAAUACUUCGAAGAGAUGCUGAAAUUAAAAGUCUUAGAGGUCCUCAACAGAAGGGUGGUCAAGUUGGUGGAAUAUUUCAUCAUAUUCUUCGAAAAUUUAUUCCAUACUCACGGGUGAUGAAGGAAAAGAAAUCUGAGAGUGAUUGGCGGCAAAAGCUGACAAGUAGGGCUAAUCAGUUUUUAGUGGGUGCAUCUGUUAGAUCAGCUGAAGCAAGGAAGAGGAUAUUUUCUGACAUUAGCAGUAUCUUCAAUGACUUCAUAGGUACCUCCAAUGGGCUUAGACCUCCAGUUAAUGAAAUACACGUUUUGAUAGUUUUGUUGAAUGAUAUGCUCUCUGCUCGGUCACCUACUGGAUCACAUAUAUCUUCAGAAGCUUCGAAUACUUUUGUUGAUGUUGGAUUGGUUAAGUCUCUUACUCGUACUCUUGAAGUGUUGGACUUGGACAACGUAGAAUCUACCAAAACUGUAACAGGAAUCAUAAAAGUUUUGGAGUUGGUGACUAAGGAGCAUGCCUAUUCUGCUGAUUCAAGCUCGAAGAAUGAAACUGCGAACAACUCAUCUGAUCAAAUUCAAUCAGGAAGAGGAGAUACUACUGCUGAUGCUUCUGAAGCAGGGGAAAUUAUGCUGCGAUCGAAUCAUGAUUCCAUGACAGCUGAUCAUGCGGAGAAUUUUGGCGGUUCAGAAGAUGUGACAGAUGACAUGGAGCAUGAUCAAGACUUGGAUGAAGGAUUUGCCGCAGGUGUGGAUGAUUAUAUGCAAGAAGAGCCUGAGGAUGCUAGGGGGUUGGAAAACGGGAUUGGGUCGAUGGGUAUAGAGUUUGAGAUGCAUACCCACGUGCCGGAAAAUCUUGAUGAAGAGGAUGAAGAGGACGAAGAUGAUGAAGAUCGGGUAAUUCUUAGGUUUGAGGAUGGAAUCAAUGGGCUAAACGUUCUUGAUCAUUUGGAGGUUCUUAGAGAUCAUAGAUUUUCUGAUGAAACACUUCAUGUAAUGCCUGUUGAAGUUUUUGGCUCGGGACGUCAAGGACGAACAACUUCUAUUUACAGCCUUCUUGGCAGAACUGGGGAUGGUGCUACUCCAUCACAGCAUCCUCUUUUAUCGGGAUCUCCAUCACUUCAAGGGUCGCAAAGUCAAACAGAAAGCACACAUGAUCAUACUGUUGGAGGUAGGGAUUCCAACGGUAGUUCUUCCUCACGGCUGGAUGCUAUAUUCCGAUCUUUGAGGAAUGGCCGGCAGGGGCAUCGUUUGAAUUUAUGGGCUGAUGACAGCCAGCAAAUUGUUGGAUCUGGCGCUUCUACCGUACCACAAGGCCUUGAAGAUUUGCUGGUAUCUCAGUUGAGACGUCCCGGCUCUGAUAAUCCUUCUGAUCAGAAUCCAUCACCUUUGGAACCCCAGUCACAGGCCGAGAGUGGGCAGCCCCAGGAGGCAACUGUCAGACCUGAAAUUCCAGAUGAAAACGCCACUGGUAAUGGAGGUGCCAAUGUGUCUGCUCCCUCUAUCGUUUCGCCAGUUGCAUCUGCUCCCCCGGAUACACGAGCCACUGCUACUGAUUCUGUCUCAAGCUCGCGGUCUCAGUCAGUCGAAAUGCAAUAUGAUCUAAAUGAUUCAACUGUUCGGGAUGUUGAAGCGGUGAGUCAAGAAAGCGGUGGGAGUGGGGCAACCUUGGGUGAAAGCCUUAGGAGUUUGGAUGUUGAGAUCGGAAGUGCUGAUGGACAUGAUGAUGGUGCAGAAAGGCAUGAUGUACAGCCAGCUAUGCGCUCAAGAAGAGCAAAUUUGUCAGUUGUGCCAUCUUCAACUGGGCGAGAAGCUUCUCUUUAUAGUGUAACUGAGGUUCCUGAGAACUCCGGUCACGAGGCUGAGCAGGAUAAUCCACCAGAGGAGCAACCAGUUAACAGGGAUGUUGCUUCUAGUUCUAUUGAUCCUGCGUUUUUAGAUGCCCUACCUGAGGGACUGCGAGCUGAAGUCCUUUCAGCUCAGCAAGGACAAGCGCCAGAACCUUCCAGCAAUGAACAGCAGAAUUCUGGAGAUAUUGAUCCGGAGUUUCUUGCUGCACUUCCUGCUGAUAUCCGAGCUGAAGUUCUGGCACAGCAACAAGCACAACGGGUUCAUCAGUCUCAUGAGCUUGAAGGUCAGCCUGUUGAGAUGGACACCGUUUCAAUAAUUGCAACGUUUCCUUCGGAGUUGCGAGAAGAGGUGUUGCUGACGUCAGAUGAUGCCGUUCUUGCAAAUUUAACACCUGCACUGGUUGCGGAAGCAAACAUGCUGCGUGAAAGGUUUGCUCAUCGAUACCAUAACCGUGCACUUUUUGGUAUGCAUCCAAGACAUCGUAGAGGGGAGGCAUCCAGGCGAGGUGAAGGUGUCAUAUCUGGAAAUGAGGGGAUUGCUUCUCGUAGGUCUGCUGCAAAGGUUAUAGAGGCCGCUGGAGCUCCCCUAGUUAACACUGAGGCACUCCAAGCAAUGAUUCGUAUUCUUCGGAUAGUUCAGCCUCUUUACAAGGGUCCUCUGCAGAGGCUUUUGCUGAAUUUAUGUUCUCAUGGCGAAACAAGGUUUUCCUUGGUUAAUACAUUCAUGGAUAUGCUGAUGCUCGACGCAAGGAAGCCUGUUAACUACUCGAGUGUUUCCGAACCACCUUAUCGUCUUUAUGCUUGUCAAAGCAAUGUAACAUAUUCACGUCCUCAGCACUUUGAUGGGGUUCCUCCUCUAGUGUCUCGGCGUGUCCUUGAGACUUUGACAUAUUUGGCACGAAAUCAUAUAUACGUAGCAAAGAUUCUGCUUCUAUCCAGGCUUUCCCUGCCUUCCCUUCAAGGUUCAGUACCCUCAGACAAGGCACGUGGAAAAGCUGUUGUAGUAAGUGAUGAUCACAUGAGCAGAACGCAACAGGAACCCGAAUCUGUAGCCUUUGCGUUGCUUCUAAGCCUCCUGAAUCAGCCCCUUUAUUUGAGAAGUGUGGCUCAUCUUGAGCAGCUGCUGAACUUACUGGAGGUCAUCAUUGACAACGCUGAACGAAAGUCUGAGUCAGCUGACGGAUCAGAUGGGUCUGCCAGCGAGCAGCAAUCAACGCAUCAAGCAUUAGAAGUUGAAAACAAUGCAGAAAACCACGAUAUGGUAUCUGGCACUGCUGGUACAGUGACCAAGCCAAUUGUCUCAUCUGGAAGUUCGUCCAACAGAGCAGAGAGUGAAUGUGAUGUUCAUACUGUGUUGCUUAAUCUUCCCCAGUCAGAGCUGUGUCUGCUUUGUUCAUUACUUGCACGUGAAGGUUUGUCAGAUAAUGCAUACACCCUUGUAGCGGAGGUGCUGAAAAAACUUGUGGCCAUUGCUCCAAGCCAUUGUCAUUUGUUUAUCACAGAGCUUGCAAACGCAAUACAGAACCUGACAAGAUCAGCGAUCAGUGAACUUCACAUGUUCGGUGAAGCCGUAAAAACGCUUCUAAGUACCACGUCAUCAGAUGGAUCAGGAGUACUGAGGGUUUUGCAGGCAUUAAGCUCCCUCGUUGAUUCGUUGUUAAUCACAAAAGAGAAGAAUUCCGAAGAGCAUGUUGCUGUGUUUUGUCAGCUAUCGAACAUCAAUUUAGCUUUGGAACCUCUGUGGCUGGAGUUGAGCAAUUGCAUAUGCAAAAUAGAGGGGCAUUCUGAUUCUGCUUCUGCUUCUACGACGUCUCCAACAACCUCGACGAGUUCAGCAACAACAAGGGGAGCUGGAGUAAGCCAAUCACUUCCUGCUGGUGCCCAAAACAUGUUGCCUUAUGUAGAGUCGUUUUUUGUUACCUGUGAGAAAUUGCAUCCAUCAUCACAGUCUUGUGAUAUCUCGGUUCCCAUGGCGGCUUCUGAUGUUGAGGAGCAGCCCAAGGGUCCAGGACCAAGCAGCAGCUCCAAGGUGGAUGAGAAAUACGGUUCUUUUAUAAAGUUUUCUGAAAGGCACAGGAAACUUCUUAAUGCUUUCAUCCGACAAAAUCCUGCUCUGCUUGAGAAGUCCUUUUCGCUAAUGCUCAAGGUUCCACGUUUUAUUGAAUUUGAUAACAAACGUGCAUACUUCAGAUCAAAGAUAAAACACCAGCAUGACCAUCACCAUAGCCCUUUGAGAAUCUCAGUGAGAAGAGCCUACAUUCUUGAAGAUUCAUACAACCAAUUGCGAAUGAGGUCAACUCAAGAACUGAAAGGUAGAUUGACUGUUCACUUCCAAGGAGAAGAAGGUAUUGAUGCUGGUGGGCUUACCAGGGAAUGGUAUCAGCUGUUGUCAAGGGUUAUUUUUGACAAAGGAGCUCUUCUGUUCACAACCGUUGGCAAUGACUCGACUUUCCAACCGAAUCCAAACUCUGUUUACCAGACAGAGCACCUCUCCUACUUCAAAUUCGUUGGCCGGGUGGUUGGAAAAGCUCUGUUUGAUGGUCAACUACUUGACGUCCAUUUCACUCGCUCUUUUUACAAGCAUAUCUUGGGAGUUAAGGUCACGUACCAUGAUAUUGAAGCUAUAGAUCCCGAUUACUAUAAAGCCCUGAAAUGGAUGCUGGAGAAUGAUAUUAGCGAUGUCCUAGAUCUCACUUUUAGCGUUGAUGCUGAUGAGGAAAAGCUAAUACUGUAUGAAAAAACGGAGGUGACUGACCAUGAACUGAUCCCUGGAGGGCGGAACAUUAAAGUCACUGAGGAGAAUAAGCAUGAAUAUGUAGACCUAAUAGCCGAGCAUCGAUUAACCACAGCCAUUCGUCCUCAGAUAAAUGCAUUCCUGGAAGGGUUUAGUGAACUUAUCCUUAAAGAUCUAAUAUCGAUUUUUAACGACAAGGAACUGGAGUUAUUAAUAAGUGGUCUUCCUGAUAUCGACUUGGAUAACCUGAGGGCGAAUACUGAAUGGUCUGGGUAUAGUCCUGGAUCCCCUGUUAUCCAGUGGUUCUGGGAGGUUGUUCAGGGAUUGAGCAAAGAAGACAAAGCCCGUCUAUUGCAGUUUGUGACUGGAACCUCCAAGGUACCUCUGGAAGGAUUUAGUUCCCUUCAAGGAAUUUCAGGGGCACAGAAGUUUCAGAUCCACAAGGCAUAUGGAAGCGCUGAUCACUUGCCGUCUGCUCAUACCUGUUUCAAUCAGUUAGAUCUGCCAGAGUACCCGUCUAAGGAGCAUCUGCAGGAGAGGCUGCUGCUUGCAAUCCAUGAAGCAAGCGAAGGAUUCGGAUUUGGUUAAAACAAAAACCAGCUUCCUUUUUUCUUACUAUUUUCAUUCUAUACAUAUGCCUUUUGGGUAAAACGAAUGAUUUUCUGUAAUUCUCACUCUCUACUCUAACGUCCGUUUAAAAGAGUAUGUUCAAUAGUUAUUUUUAUCCCUUA